Messenger RNA from Anolis carolinensis (green anole), 1298 nucleotides. RefSeq names its product acireductone dioxygenase 1 (gene adi1). Lineage: Eukaryota; Metazoa; Chordata; Lepidosauria; Squamata; Anolidae. Gene Ontology annotation, molecular function: acireductone dioxygenase [iron(II)-requiring] activity. The transcript has 4 exons. The coding region runs from base 69 to 611 and encodes 180 amino acids. The record is from RefSeq and is a predicted model, not a curated record.
UGGCCUCUCCCCUUUGGGCCUUCCUUCUCCUAUUUCUCAUAUUCCUCCUCCUCUGUCUCCUUGCAGCCAUGGUGGAGGCCUGGUACAUGGACGAAGCCCCGGGGGACCAGCGGAAGCCCCACCGGCAGGACCCCAACCAGCCCGCCAGCCUGGAGCAGCUCAGCCAGCUGGGUGUCUUCUACUGGAAAUUGGAUGCUGACAACUAUGAGAAUGAUCCACAAUUAGCAAAGAUUCGAAAAGAGAGGAACUACAAUUGGAUGGAUAUAAUAACGAUACAUAAAGACAAGAUGCCAAAUUAUGAAGAAAAGAUAAAAAUAUUUUAUGAAGAGCACUUACACCUGGAUGAUGAGAUUCGCUACAUCCUGGAAGGAAGUGGGUAUUUUGAUGUCCGCGAUAAAGACGACAAAUGGAUCCGGAUUGCCAUGGAAAAGGGAGACAUGAUCACACUUCCCGCUGGCAUCUAUCACCGAUUUACCCUGGACAAGUCUAAUUAUGUGAAGGCAAUGAGGCUCUUUGUUGGAGAACCUGUGUGGACGGCUUACAACAGGCCAGCGGAUCACUUUCCUGCUCGAGCACAGUACAAGCAGUUUUUGACACAAGCAGUACAAUAAAUGAAUGGGGAAGGCAUGAGACCUGGAGCAUCCUACAACUUUUCUUAAAUGGAAAUGGUUUCCUUAACCAUACUUACCAUUAAUGAGCUUCUUUGAUUUCUUGCAGCACUAACACAAAGAAAAUGAAUAGAAAUUCCUCAAUCAAGCUCCCUAAAUCAAUUGUCAGACUGUUGAUGAUUAUUGUUAAUUUGUGUUAAAGUAGGAGUUCUUUCUAUGCAGUUCUUGAAGUUGUAUUCCAACUGGAAUGGUCAUUUCAAGAGUUUCUCCACUUCCUUUACUGACUGUUCAGUCAAAUCCAUGGCUUUAUACAGAGCAACAGAAAUUGUGUACAGUCUCUGUUGUUUUCCACUACAUCAAGAAAAUCAAUGCAAAUUUUUACUUACCAUGUUUGAUGCAAUGCUGCUGUAAAGGAGGGACGUUGCUCUUGUACAAGUGUCCUUCUUUCUGUAAGAUCUGCAUUAUUACUAUAUAUCUUUAGUGUGGGUUAAAUCGGGUAUAACCACCACAAUGAUUUCUGUAGCUGACAAUAUUGCAACCCUGUCUUAUUCCCUAAAAUGCCUACCCAGUUCAUUAUGAUAAAUCUUUCAUAUCUGGUAGGCAAGAUAUUUCUUGCAUUGUCCAAAAUAUUGAUAUGUUAAGUGUUAUAAUUUUAUUUUUCUAGAGGUAAUAAAGACUGCUACAGCCUUA